Helianthus annuus (common sunflower) is the source of this 1548-nucleotide messenger RNA. Its product is annotated as putative F-box/LRR-repeat/kelch-repeat protein At1g11620. The record is from RefSeq and is a predicted model, not a curated record. Gene Ontology annotation, molecular function: protein binding. The coding region runs from base 233 to 1369 and encodes 378 amino acids. The transcript has 2 exons. Lineage: Eukaryota; Viridiplantae; Streptophyta; Magnoliopsida; Asterales; Asteraceae.
GCAAGUAAACAAAAUCAUAAUUCAUGUGAUUAAAAAAAAAAAGAAGGGGAAAACCUUAGCCCUAUAAAGCAUAGUGGUUGGUAGAUGAAAUCUCCCCAUUGACAGUCAUCGUCGUUGUUGUUUGGAAUAUUCUGUCAACAUGAUUGAUUACCCCUCACUUUACUCUCUUCACUCGCUCCUAAUCAACCAGAAUUAUAGAUUGCGGGUUUAGCGUGCAACUGCAAACGAGCCGAUGAGUUGCAUACCAAAGAAGCAAUGUGCAACCUCAAAUGAGGUCCCGGUUCUUUCUAAUGACAUGAUUUUCAAGAUUCUUCUCAUGCUUCCUGCAAAAGACCUCGUGAAGCUAAGUACCGUAUGCAAAACAUGGCAUAAAUUGAUUAACAGUCCAAAUUUUGUCGAAGCUCAUAUGAGUCUGUGUGAACCGGUUCUUACCUUUCUAAAACAUUCCUCCGAAUCCCGACCCAAUAUGUUCUCUAUCGAUGGAAACAACGGAUCGUUUACACUCUUUGAGCCAUCAUCUUCUAAAACACGCGACCGUCAAAUCUAUUCAAUGGAGUUUAAAAGGAGAAAGAGCAAGGUUGGUGAUUUAAACAUAUGCGGGUUCGGUGAUAUUCUCGCAACGUGUGACGGUCUACUUUUGGCAACAAACAAGUCAGGAACUUUAUUAGUAUUGAACCCAACAACCCGAAAGCUUGUUCCGGUCAAACCAGGAACCAUGGUUCCACCACAUGAUGAGUCGUACGGGUUUGUGUUUAGCAACCAUGCACAAGAAUAUAAACUCGUGCAUCUGCUUCUUGAUGACAUGGGUCACAUCGACAGCGAGAUAUUGAGCUUAAAGACAAUGUCAUGGAAGGGUUGCACCGUACCAUCGUUCGGUCUCUUCAGAGACUUCCGUCACAAACCAGUUGCGGUCUCGGGGGUCUUGUAUUGGCUUCCAGGAGACAAUGAUGUUAAUUACUUUGUCUCAAUGAACAUAGACGAAGAAAAGUUUGUCAGAAACGCGCUCCCGGUUAAUAGUACUGGACCAAACGAUAGACUAAUGGAAAACUGCGGGUUGCUGAACUUUAUUGCUCAAAUGACGGUUUACCGAAUUCAGGUUUGGACAUUGAAGACUGAUGAAUGUGUAGGCAAAUGGGUCAAAAGGUACACCAUCAAUAUGGAUUAUGACAUAACGGGUCUGGUUCCGAUUUUCAUGGCAAGAAACGGUAGAUAUGUGAUGUUCAAGCUGUCGAGAGACGUGGUUUAUGAAUAUGAUGUGGAGGAAGAGGAAAUGGAGGAGGUGUCGGUUGACGGGAAUCUCAGUUUUAAAAUGGCGUUGCCGCAUAUGAACACUCUCGUUUCUUUGGAGAAUUCUGCACCGUUGUGGUAAUAAGCAGUAACGUGUUAUCAGGUCGGCUCUGUUGAGAUGCUGCAUCAUAGGUAUAUUUCAUGUUUAUAUAUAUGGUAGUAUUAGUAAUAACUGAUGUUAUAUAUGUAUUUAGCGGUGUGCAACUUAAUAACCUAAUGAUCUAGUAAUGGAUGUGCCUAUUGCAACUGGUUUGUUUUUUA